AUGGGCCAUAAAGUGUUCACGUUCGACAUCUCCGCCGUCAGAGGCCUGUGGGAGACGCGCGUCAGGAAGCACAGAGCAUGGCAGAAGCAGGAGGCCGAGCGGCUGGAGAGGAGCGCCCUGGAGAAGAUAAAGGAGGAGUGGAACCUCGUGGCCGAGUGCCGCCGGAGGGGUGUCCCCCAGGCCGCCCACUGCAGGAAUGGCUUCUUGGACACCAGUGAGCGGCUGCUGGACAAGCUCGAGAGGAAGUUGCUCGUGCGGCAGAGCUCGCCUUCCGGGGGCAGGGACGAAGGCAGCAGCAAGUUUGUGUUCGAGCUCUCGGGAGAGCACUGGACGGAGCUCCCCGACUCCCUGAAGGAGCAGACGCACCUGAAAGAGUGGCACAUCAGCCACACCCGGAUCGAAACCAUCCCUGCCUACAUCAAGCUCUUCCAAGCGAUGAGGAUUUUGGACCUGCCAAAAAACCAGCUCUCCCAUCUUCCUGCUGAAAUCGGCUGUUUGAAGAACCUGAAAGAACUCAACGUGAGUUUCAACCAUCUGAAGAGCAUUCCUCCAGAACUGGGACAGUGUGAAAAUCUGAAGAAACUGGAUUGCUCUGGAAAUCUAGAAUUAACUGAGCUGCCAUUUGAAUUAAGUAAUUUGAAGCAAGUUACGUUUGUAGAUAUCUCAGCAAACAAGUUUUCCAGUGUCCCCAUCUGUGUCCUGAGGAUGUCCAAUUUGCAGUGGUUGGAUAUCAGCAACAAUAGCCUGAGUGACCUGCCACAAGAUAUAGACAGGCUCAAGGAGCUGCAGACGUUCCUCCUGUAUAAGAACAAGCUGACCUACCUUCCCUAUGCCCUGCUCAACCUGAAGAAGCUCACCUUGUUGGCCGUCAGUGGGGACCAUUUGGUGGAGCUCCCGACGGCUCUUUGCGACGCGUCCACACCUUUAAAAUUUGUAAACCUUAUGGACAAUCCCAUUGAUAAUAUUCAGCGUCAAGAUGGUGAAAAAAUGAUGGAAAGUGAACAAGAUCGUCAACACUUUGAUAAAGAAUUUAUGAGAGCCUAUAUUGAAGAUCUUAAAGAAAGAGAAUCUGUUCCCAGCUAUACCACCAAAGUGUCUUUUAGCCUUCAGCUCUGA
Molecule: messenger RNA, 1116 nt
Organism: Pipistrellus nathusii (Nathusius's pipistrelle)
Lineage: Eukaryota; Metazoa; Chordata; Mammalia; Chiroptera; Vespertilionidae
Source: the annotation of a GenBank genome assembly